CCUUCCUUGACUUUCGCCUCGACUCUCGAGGCUGCCUCAGUCCGGUCCCGCGCGCUGUGGCGUCGGAGGAAGAGCAAAGCCAGAGGGAGCGGGGCGCGAGGGGAAAGAAGGAGGAAAGUGAGGAGGAGGGCUUCCUGGCCGAGAUGGGAGAGGAGAAGAGCUGACGGAGGAGGGGCCGGAGAAGCCCUGAAGGCAGAGGAAGCGGGAAAGUUCUUUUUCUCCGCCGCCGCUGCCGCCUGGAAGGGAGCGAGGCGCUCUUGCUUCCGCCGCUCAGGCUGCCGCUGCGGGCGCUCUUGCCCCGCGGGCGGGCGGCCUGCAGGGGGCGCUGCCGUGAAGACGGGUGCAGGCGGGGGCCAUGCCUGCCGUCAGCCUGUUGCCGCUCUUCGGCAGCCCCUCGGGGCCGGGCGCCUUGGGCGUCUCCUUAGGCGGUGGGGCCCCCGGCGGGGCGCGGAAAGCCCCGGGUCCUAGCGCCUUCCGCCUGACGGAGAAGUUCGUCCUGCUCCUCGUCUUCAGCGCCUUCAUCACGCUCUGCUUCGGGGCCAUCUUCUUCCUGCCGGACUCGCCUAAGCUCCUCAGCGGCGUCUUUUUCCACUCCGCCACCCAGCAGCAGCAGCAGCACCACCCUCCGCCUUUGCCCCCGUUGUCGCCCGCGGAAGGCAGCCUCAGCAGCAGCAGCAGCAGCAGCGGCAGCGAUGCCCUGAGCGGCGCGGCCAACUUGGCCAAGAUCCGCGAGGACCACGAGCGCGCGCUGCGGGAGGCCAAAGAGACCCUCCAGAAGCAGCCCGACGAGAUCCGCAGCGACAUCCACCGGGACAAGGAGAAGUUCCUCCUCCUCCAGGACCGGCUGGGCAGGAGGAGCGGGGCCGCGGCCAGGGACGGCCUGCCCGAGCUGCCCUUCCGCAAACCCGUGGGCGCCGUGGGAGGGGAGCCGCCCGACCCCGCCACCCGACAGAAGAGGGCCAAGAUCAAGGAGAUGAUGAAACACGCCUGGGAUAAUUAUAAACAUUACGCAUGGGGAUUAAAUGAACUGAAACCCAUAUCAAAACAAGGACACUCAAGCAAUUUAUUUGGUAAUAUUCAAGGAGCAACAAUUGUUGAUGCCUUGGACACACUAUAUAUCAUGGAAAUGAAAGAUGAAUUUAAAGAAGCCAAAGAAUGGGUGGAGAAAAAUCUUGAUUUCAAUGUGAAUGCAGAAGUCUCUGUUUUUGAAGUGAACAUUCGUUUUGUUGGUGGGCUGCUUUCAGCAUAUUAUCUUUCUGGAGAAGAGAUAUUUCGAACGAAAGCAGUGGAACUAGGAGAGAAGCUGCUUCCAGCCUUUAACACUCCCACAGGAAUUCCUUGGGCAUUACUAAAUAUCAAAAGUGGCAUUGGUCGAAACUGGCCUUGGGCCUCAGGAGGAAGCAGCAUUUUAGCAGAAUUUGGAACACUACAUUUGGAAUUUAUACAUUUAAGCUAUUUGUCUGGAAACCCGGUGUUUGCUGAAAAGGUUAUGAACAUUCGGAAAGUUCUAAACCGGUUGGAUAAACCAGAAGGUCUUUACCCUAACUAUCUAAAUCCCAAUAGUGGCCAGUGGGGUCAACAUCAUGUCUCCAUUGGGGGACUUGGAGAUAGCUUUUAUGAAUAUUUGCUUAAGGCAUGGCUGAUGUCAGAUAAGACAGAUGAAGAAGGCAAGCAAAUGUAUUAUGAUGCUGUUCAGUCUAUUGACACCCAUCUAAUCAGGAAGUCUAGCACUGGUCUGAUGUACAUUGCUGAAUGGAAGGGUGGCCUCCUUGAACACAAAAUGGGCCACCUUACUUGUUUUGCUGGAGGAAUGUUUGUUCUGGGUGCAGAUGGAGCACCAGCUGAUAAAACUGGACGUCACGUUGAACUUGGUGCUGAAAUUGCCCGCACAUGUCAUGAAUCCUAUGAUCGCACAAGCAUGAAGCUGGGACCAGAAGCCUUCAGGUUUGAUGGUGGAGUUGAAGCAAUUGCUACCAGACAAAAUGAAAAAUACUAUAUCUUGCGUCCUGAAGUUAUAGAAACUUACAUGUACAUGUGGCGAUUUACCCAUGACCCAAAGUAUCGUGAGUGGGGCUGGGAAGCUGUAGAGGCAUUGGAACAAUACUGCAGAGUAGAUGGUGGUUAUUCCGGUGUCAAAGAUGUAUACAGCAACCAGCAAAGCCAUGAUGAUGUACAGCAAAGUUUCUUCCUUUCAGAAACGCUCAAGUACCUGUACUUACUGUUCUCUGAAGAUGAUCUCCUGCCAUUUGAACACUGGGUCUUUAACACUGAGGCACACCCUCUUCCAGUCCUAACAACAGAAGAAGGGCAAAAAGGCAAAGGCAAAUAAUACUGAAUUUUGUUUUGGGCACAUGAUAAUUAUUAAUAUUCCAGAGACAUCACUUUAAACCAUUUUUGCAGUCUGCUGUCAACUCAUACAAUAUUUGUCAAGGGACCUAUAAUCAUGAAUUAUAAUUAAUCUUAUUUAUGUUUUAAUAGAAAAAGUAACUUGUCAUCUCUAGAUUUUGUGAGGCCACAGUGUGCAUUCAGCUGAAUAGAAUAUGGAGGUCAGCAUGUUACUUGUUUUCUGUUUUAUUUUUGACUGCAAAAUUCUAUCCUCCUCUGUGAGGAGAUGUCUGCUUUAAGCUGUAAUACUUUGCUGUGUUGCAAAAAGCCAUAAAGAAUUAAGUAUGAAGAGCUUUUUCUUUUUUAAAAAUCUGUGUUAAUGUGGUUUGUCUGAUCACUAGAGACAAAUCUAACUGUGACAGCCUCUUCUGAUGCGGGUCUAUCAUUAAUUGGUAAUUUGAAUACUUUAGAAGGUGUACAUUCAUGGAAAAUACAUAAGAAUAUUUUCAUUUCAUCUGUGCAUGCUGUUAUGUUGAAUUGUGACUCAUCUUAAAGGGCAAAGUCUGAAUUUUGAAUCCCUUUCCAAAUAUAUUCUUUGUGAAUAUUUCGAAAAUCAAAUCUAACCAUGGAUAACUUGGGUACCCAGUUUUUUUCUGUACCUCUGUCUAGUUUCACAAGCAGCGGUAAAACCAAGAGCAUGGAAGCUGCCAUCUGUGCAUAGCUUCAGACUGAAAUUCUAAAGGUCUUAAACUGAAUUUGCACAGGAAUGCAAAAAUUGUAUCUCUUUCAAACUGGCAAUACUGUAUUCGAGGUGGGUUGGUCUAGUGUGUGUUUUGAAACUUUUCCUGUUUAAAGUUUUAGACAAGCUAGCCACAUAAGUUUGUUAUUGCAGUUUCAACAUUCCAGCUAGCAUUAAGUGCAAUCGAAAUAGAUAACAGGAAAACAAAAGAAAAACUCAUUUCAAAAGUAGCAUGUUUCAGAAAGCGAAAUUCUAAGUUUUAAUUCACUUUUUGGGGGAGACUAAAGCUGACCCCACUACUUCUCAAAGUGCUUGAUUUAAAAAAACUAAUCAGUGUCCUUCUUAAUAAAAAUGACAUAAUAAAUAUUGGUUGCUAAGGGACAGUUUUGUUGUGAAGCAGCUCUUGUCUGCUUCUGCCAACAGAAUUGCCUACAUGACUGAAAUUAAGAUUAAAAUAUUACUUUAAUGCAGUAUUGGUACUUGCUUGAGAGAAAUCUUUUACACAUUUUGAAGAACUCAUGGGAUUGGGGAGAUAAAUUGUACAGAAAUUUAAGGCAAGUGGUUGCUUUCUGUUCAGGCUUACAUCAUUAGUUGUGUACAUAGCUUUGAACAACAUUUAGCUAGAAGAAUAAGUCAACUUCCUCGCCCUGUUUUAUCUACUGCUGCCAUUUUUAUGCUGUCAAAAAUGCUAUCCUCCUCCUCAUACCAGCUUCUUGAUAUGGAGCAUAAAAUAAGUGAUCCCAGAGACAAAGUAAUGACCAUAUCUGGUCUACAUCCCUUUUCCAAGUGCUUUUUAGCCUCAUUGCAUGAUUCUGCAUUUCAGUAUAAUAGCAAACAAUAACCAUACUGCAAUUAUAUUUCAAACAAGCUUACAACAUAAUGGUUUCAUUUGCAAAGAUCCACAACACUGCAUACAGAAUCAGGCCAUAGGAAUGACACUUAACAGUGUGUGAUCUGGCAGUUUGAAUGGUGAGAACACAUAAGCAAUAAUUUUAACCUUCCCCCACCCAAGAUUUUUCCUGCCCCCUGUUUUGUGCCUCUCCAUGCCAAAUCACAUCAUAAGUUCUUAAUCAGCCUCAAGGUUUCAAAGGGAUCAGUUAGGAAGAUUUGUGAAUGAAUGAUGUGAGGAAUGAGAUGACAUAGGACUUCACUAAGGACCUCAUCACAAAGGCCCAUGGAUUUGCCACACAACGUGGUGAAUCCUUGGGCUCCUGUUGGGUAUAGAGAAGCCGUCACUCCAUGCCCUGGACAACUUUCCUCCAUUGCUGGUAAAGCAACACGGCAAGGCUCCCAUGUUGCCGCAGCACAGGCAUAUGUCACUUGCUCUCUCUUUCCAGAUGGAACCCACCUGGAAGUACACGUGCACCAUGUAAUGGGCUCCAUCCUGAAAGAGGAGAACAAUGGGGAAAGUACCCUAUCGGAUGAAGAUAGUAGCUCUUCACUGCUAUUUAUACUAAAGUCAUAAUUUCAUUAUAAUUGGGUAUGAUGAUUUCUUGUGUUCAGUUUUUGCAUUCUGUGUUUGAUUUUUUUUAACAAAAUGAAAAAGCCUUUUGAAAGCAUGAUGUUAGAAACAAUACUGUGGUAAAUAUUUAUCUGAAUCUUAUUUCACUGGUUCUUCUGAGAUAAGUAUGUCUUUGUACUGUAUUUAACCAUCCUUUUUCUCAUUUGGAAGUGUUAGGAAGAGUUUAAUUCUAAAUACUCAUUCCUAUAGAUGUGACUGAAGAAAGCCAAAUGUAAUUUGAUUUUUAUCUUUUUCCAUAAAUAACCCAUCUCUAGCUCACUUUUUAAAAUACUAAAUCAUAGUUGUACUUGGGCACUAAGGCAUCUACUGCUCACAGUAAUAGGUUGUCCAACAAAGUGUGCAUUCUGUCAUAUCACCGGCAGCACUGCACUACUGUGUACACAAUUAAAAUAACAGUAAUUACAAUUAAAUUAAACACCUCGAUGUUUCGAGUCAGUACUCUGUUAUCACACAGCCUGCCAUGUUACAAGAAAAAUCAGUGAUAUGUUAUUGCAAGAGAAGAUAAGUUUAGGAUGCCCACUGCAGUACAGGUUUUCUAGUCUUGGAACUCAGAAUUAUGUAACUCGGAACGAUUAACUAUCUUGUUUUCAGAAUUCACUCAUGUUUCAAAAGAAAAUGCAGGGCAGCAAUUACUUGAAUGGGCUAACCAUGUGCCGUGCUCUUUUAGAACAUUGCAAUCUGUGCAGUAUCUUUAAUUCAAUGAAGAUAGUUAGUGUCAAUUUGCAACGCUUAAGAGUGAAGCUCCACUCUAACUCUCUUUGCCCUAAAUCCAACAUUGUGUUGAUACUGGAACUGUAGCAUUACAUAAUUUCCUUCCCUUUUUCCACCCCCUCCACCUCUCCCCCCCCCCCCAAAAAAACCCAGGCUCUUGAGUUUCUCAGUCUUCAAACGGCGAUGUUAAGAGUGUGCAGGGGACUGCUAUUGAGAACAGGGAUUGCCCUGUUCUGCUUUCAUUCUGUUUAGAGGUGAUGCCAGCAUUUGUGUAGCAUUGAAUGUUGCUCUUGGGAGCUACCAUUGCCAUUAGACUGUGAUGCUGAUCCCCAAAUUCUCUUCCAUGCACAAUAAAUCCGCAACAUUCCUCACAGUUCUACCUCAGGGCCCCAAAACCCAUCCUUCCUUUAUUUUGACCCUUGCUAGCAACAUCUAUUUAGAAGAGCAUGAAUAACCUAAACUUUGUGGGAGAUCUACCAGAUCUUCUAGUGUGCGAGAACAGAUCUCAAUCUAAAGAGCAUAAUGUCCUGUCCAAAUAUUUGAAUUUUUCAAAAAUACCAACAGAAAGAGAUCCUUGUUUAUCCAACAUGAUUUUCAGUUCUCUUAAAUAAUAGCCCAUUUUUGCCUUAUACCUAAAGUCCUUCAAGCCUCUAUUUUGGAGGCACUGGAUUUCACCCAUUUUCUGUGCCAAUCAAGUGCUUCUCCUUGCACGUAAAUCUAGAACAUUUCAUUUUAAAAUAAUUAUUCUGUAGAUAUUUAUUUCAUCUGUACAUGCCUACUUACAUUGAAAGAAAAUGUUCAGUACAUCAGGUAAAUUGUAUCUAGGCCACUACCUAAAAUAUUUUCAUCAUUUACUAUACAUUCCAUACAAACAGAGACCAUUGGACUGAAGUAGCCUCUGGAGGGAAAUCUGGCCUUUCAGUGUCUAUCCUGCUCAGCACUUUCACAUCCAUAUAAUAGCCUAGUUUGGUUGAGUAAAGAACAACGAAAUACAAAACAAACUCUCAAUUUGAUGAAAGUAGGAUUAUUCUGACCUCAUGCUCUAAGGAAGGGUAUUCUACACCCAGAAGAUCUGUUUUCCUGAGAUGUGCUUAUAGAGCCCUUUAAAGGGGGAAUACCCAAACCUAUCUAAUGGUAGAAAUGUAGGCAUACUUCACACUCAUAUUGCCUGAUGGAUUCUCCCCACCUACUGUAUUUUUGGUGAUGUUAGGCAUUGAUGUGCUGCUGCCAAAAUGUGCAAGUUCCCAUUUUGGGAAACCUAGUUAUUCUGCCCCGGUGGUAUUUCUGUACUUGUCACUAUAAAUACUGGAAGAUAAUUAUGAAUGUAGCAGGAAUUGUACUAGUCAUUUUGCUCCUCGCCACUCCCUUAGAAGUAAUUCACAUAAACAGGUGCAAUCUAUUAAAAGGCAUCAACAUACGUUUUCAUCAGCUUCAUAUUUUCUCUUGACUGGAAAUUGUGAUUAUGAUCUUUUCUUCAUGGGUAUUAUUAUUUGAAAGAGCACAAAGUUUCUAUGGUUCUAUAACAUACAGUAAUCAGGUUGUAUGUAUAAGCUGCACUAUAAUGUACCUUUUUUGUAAAGUGAUGUAAGUAGACAAGAAGAUUGUAUACCCUUAGAACUGCUAAAGUAAAAGAGAAACAAGUUUUAUAUCUUCAAAAGUAGUUUAACCCAAGAACACCAAAGUAUAAAACUUCAGAGUGAUCACCGUUUCAAGACUACAAUCCUGAGAUUAUUUACAACGAUGUAAAUGGUUUCAGAAUUAUGUUUUAGUGUUUAUGAAUGAUUGUCAUACAAACACCCUGGGGGGAAAUCUGUUACCUUGUACAUUUAAAUAACUAUGGGGUGACUGAUUAAAUGCUAACCACUGUAUAUGUAUUUUAGAAUUAAGACAAAAAUUGUUUUUAAAAGGUCUGUUCCUGUUUAGACAAUGUCUAAACUUCCAUUGCUCUUCAUCAUAUCACAGUGCAGUAGUUUCAAUAUCUAUUCAGUCUUGAAAAUUACUAAAAUAUCAUGUGUUGUAUGACAGCUCUAUGAUCCCCAAAUGACACCGUGUUGAUAUGGUAUACUUCUCAUGCCCUCAUUUUGUGUAAUUAAAAUCUUCUUUUAAUUUGUGCAUAUCUCACUUUGUCCUUUUCCACCUUUAUAGAAAUCUCUGAAGUUAUAAAAGAUCAAAUGUUUAAUUUUUAAGAACUAUAUUUGUAAAAAAAAAUCUAUUGUGAAUAAAGCUUUUUAAUACAC
This is a messenger RNA of Anolis sagrei ordinatus, 7534 nucleotides long. RefSeq names its product mannosidase alpha class 1A member 1 (gene MAN1A1). Lineage: Eukaryota; Metazoa; Chordata; Lepidosauria; Squamata; Anolidae. Gene Ontology annotation, cellular component: endoplasmic reticulum; Golgi membrane; extracellular exosome. Gene Ontology annotation, molecular function: calcium ion binding; mannosyl-oligosaccharide 1,2-alpha-mannosidase activity. Gene Ontology annotation, biological process: carbohydrate metabolic process; mannose trimming involved in glycoprotein ERAD pathway. The record is from RefSeq and is a predicted model, not a curated record.